Molecule: messenger RNA, 838 nt
Organism: Camellia sinensis
Lineage: Eukaryota; Viridiplantae; Streptophyta; Magnoliopsida; Ericales; Theaceae
Source: RefSeq, a predicted model, not a curated record
CUUCCAGUGGUCUGUAUCAUUUUAUUCUCGAGUCUCUCUUCGCACAUCACACCCUACUGUCACCAUUCAUCGACUUCAGGCAAGAUUCGCAGACGACUACAGUCUUGGUUAGCGAAAUCUACUCACACGAAGCAAGGUUUUAUUCAAAUUCUUCCCUUCCCUUCCCUUCCCUUGGCAUUGAAUUUUCUGUUGAAGAGAAAUGGCCGAUGAAGCAAACAGAACUGCAUUUAUGGAGAUUCAAGGUCGCAUGAUUGAGACUACUGGGAAAUUGAAGCAGGUUCAGAAUCAAAUGCGAAACAAAGAAGGAGAAAAGAAGCGCGCUUAUUUAACUUUAGAUGAGCUGCGGCAGUUGUCUGAUGAUACAAAUACAUACAAAUCUAUAGGGAGAACGUUUGUUUUAGAGCCCAAAUCAGUUUUAAUGGAGGAACAGGAACAAAAGCUCAAGGGUAGCGAAACUGCUAUUGCUUCCUUACAGUGUCUUUUCUUGUCUAUUCUUUCUUUGUUCUUGUCUUCAGCAUACUGGCAUGCAUCAUUAUUAUGCAAAAUUGAAGUUAUCAAAUGUGGUCUCACCUGUGUGUAAUGCCUCUAAGGAGUAUUUGGAGAAGCAGAUGGUAGAAGUGCAGAACAACCUUAGGGAGCUAUUACAGCAAGAUCCCAGUCUUGCUCAUCAGAUAAUGUCAAUGUCAGUGUAAUGUGAAACCCGAUUUUCUGAAAAAUUUCUUUUGUAUUACUUUCUUUUUGUUUGUUUCCUUUCUCUUUCACAUGUCAGCCAAAACAAAGGAGUUUGCUCUGUUGAAUGCUGCACUUUAAAUACAUUUAGAGAGUUUGCUCUGUUAAA